Molecule: messenger RNA, 1262 nt
Organism: Selaginella moellendorffii
Lineage: Eukaryota; Viridiplantae; Streptophyta; Lycopodiopsida; Selaginellales; Selaginellaceae
Product: angio-associated migratory cell protein
Exons: 10
Coding region: 17-1075 (352 amino acids)
Molecular function (GO): protein binding
Source: RefSeq, a predicted model, not a curated record
CCCUAGGUACAGGGAAAUGGAGAUUGCGAUGGCUGGAAUGUCGCUAGAUGAAGAUGGAGAAGAUGGAGGAGAGGACAUCGAGGGGGAUUCCAUGCACGUUUUCGUGGGCCAUGACGAGCCUGUGGUUUCCAUCGCUUGCUACUCAGCUCUGGUUGCUACUGGUGGCUGUGACAAGCGGGCAUUCAUCUGGAGGAUCGGUGAUGAAGCACCCCCUCUCCUCCUCCAAGGCCAUACAGAUAGUGUCACGGCCUUGGCAUUCAGUGGCGAUGGCCUUCUUCUCGCCUCCGGUGGAGCGGAUGGAGUUGUCAACAUAUGGAAUCCAUUUUCUGGCGAUCUGAGGCAUAGACUUGAAAGUCCGGGUGAAAUCGAGUGGAUCCAGUGGCACCCUCACGGCCAUGUUAUACUCGCUGGAUCCGAUUUUUCAUCGUGGAUGUGGAAUGCUGACAGUGGAGUUUUCAUGACCAUGUUUGUUGGGCACCAAGGCACAGUGGUGUGUGGAAGUUUUACACCCGAUGGGAAGCUAGUUUGCACAGGAUCUGAGGAGAGGUUUUCCGUUUGGGAUCCAAAAUCUGGAGCAUGUAUUCAUGGAGUGAAGCAAAAUGUUAAUUGCCUCGCCUUCAGCAAUGACUCCAAGCUCGUUCUCACAGGCGCAUCAUGUGGACUUGUCCGCCUUAUCAGCUUACAAAGUGGCAAAGUUCUUCACGAGUUCAAUGACGUGCACGACGCAUCGGUUGAGUGCGUUGCUAUGUCUCCCAGUUUGGCGCUAGCAGCCACGGGAGGACAGGACCAAAAACUCGUAAUCUGGGACUUCUACCACAGCUUCUCGCCACGAUUGACUUGCGAACACACGUCUGGGAUUUACAAGCUUGUGUGGUCGUGCAAUGGCGAGCAAGUCUUCACUGGCUGUGAGGAUGGCAAGCUCUGGCAGUGGGACGCAAGGAGUGGGGCGUGCUUGAGAACUUAUCGCGGUCAUGGCGAGAGCAUUCAAGGGAUGGCAGUAACAAGCGAUGGCCAGUUCCUUGUCUCUGCGUCAGACGACGAAACAGCACAGGUGUUCUUUGUUGGAACGAGCUAACGAAGAAAAUUUGUAGAGCAUGGCACGGGAUUCUGCAACGAAGACUCAUAUUCUUCUUCUGUUCGAAUGUCAACCUGGAUCAUCUUUAGUUUCGGACGUGAAAAUCACUUUGAUCAUUUUGACUUCGCAUUAACCUGCAUUGACUUUCAUUGACUUGAAUAUAUUGUCUUUGCAUGACUUCCAUUGA